GUGAAUAUCGCACAUGCAAGGAGAUUUAACAUGGACGACAGUCAUCACAAAAAAUUCAAAAUUUGCUGAUUUUAUUCAUUUCUGGCCUAACUUUGCAAAACAACAUGGGUUUAACUCGAGAAGAGUCUUACGAAAUAUUAGAGUUACCAGUCGGAGUGGAUCAGGAUUCUAUCAGAACAAGUUACAAACGACUGGCAUUAAAAUGGCACCCAGAUAAACACAGUGGUUCACAAGAUGCUCUUACAAAAUUUAAGCUUGUCAGUAAGAGUUACAAAAGAUUGACUACAGGAGAAAGUACAGAUGACAUGACACUAGACCAGAUGCUUUCACUUUUCAAAGAAGUUUUCUUUACCAGACCAAUCAAUUCCUAUAAUGGUUCGGGGUAUGACUCCUCGGAUGAUGAUGACGAUGAUGAGGAUAUUGAAGAAGAAGUGAAGUACUCUAACCUAUUUCCUGACAAAAUAAAACUUAAGCAAGAUUGGAAAAAAGCUCGGGAAGAGGGAGAUAUCAUGGGCAAAAAAUUAUCAGCUGAGGAAAUCAGUCGUAAUGCUGAAGAAUUGAUUACAGAAGAAGAGAAGGAAAAGAGAAGAGCAGAAAAAAGAAGAGCAAAGAAAAAGAGAAGAAGAGAAAAGAAGAAACAAGAAAAAACAGACACCGAUAGUUUUGAACCUCAGGAGGAAAAGAAAUCAUCAAAACAAAAAGUAAAAGAAAUUUCUGAAAAUAUUCCAGAGAAAAAUAAAAAAACAGAUAUGAUGGGUGAUGCAUCAACAUCCUCGGACGAAGCAGGCUUCGAUCCAAAUUCAGCAUUUUUCACCAAAGUCGUGAACAAAAAGAAGAAAUCUCCAUUAUCCGUGGAAACUCCACCUUCAAGGCAGAGGAAAGAAAAGGGAGAUAAAAGCGAUGAAGAAUCCGAAGAAUUAGAUCCAAAAACUCUACGUAGUAGACAACUUGCAAUAAAAGGCAACGAGAUGGCUCAUUUAGGUCACUAUAAUGCUGCAAUAGAAUUGUUUAGCGAAGCUAUAAAAUUAGAUCCUAAGGAUUUUAGAUUUUUUGGUAAUAGAUCUUACUGCUAUGAUAGAAUACAACAAUAUGAAAAGGCAUUAAAAGAUGCAGAAAAAGCAAUAUCAUUAGCAAAAGAUUGGCCGAAAGGCUAUUUUAGACAAGGCCGAGCUCUGGCUGGAUUAAAAAUGUUUCCCAGAAGCAGAGCAAGCUUUUACCCAAGUGUGCUUAAAUUAGAUAAAAAUUGUGAAGAUGCUGUUCAAGAGAACUUUUACGAGUGCGAACUCAUCAAAUAA
Ruditapes philippinarum (Manila clam) is the source of this 1295-nucleotide messenger RNA. Its product is annotated as stress-induced-phosphoprotein 1-like. Gene Ontology annotation, molecular function: protein binding. The record is from RefSeq and is a predicted model, not a curated record. Bases 105 to 1295 code for a protein of 396 amino acids. NCBI's taxonomy places the organism in Eukaryota, Metazoa, Mollusca, Bivalvia, Venerida, Veneridae. The transcript is spliced from 14 exons.